ACUAACCUGUAAAAGAAGGAGAAGAAGAAGAAAAAAAAAAGAAUAAAAGAAAAUAAAUACCAAAGAAAUAAAAUAUACAAAGGAAAGAACAAAAAUUUCUAAUAUUUGGAAAGAACAAAAUCAAAGGGAGAAAGAAGAAAAGACCAAGAAAAAGAACAAGAACAAGAACCAGAGAAGAAAAGUGACCAGUUAAACAAUUAAAUUGUGGUUAUCUAAAUUAAAUUAUCUUGGCAAGGAUUAAUAUCUAAAUCAAUCAAUCAAUCAAAAAUGAUCGUCAUCAUAAUUGUUACCGUUGUCACUACCUUCCGAAUGUGUAAUUCCCAACAAUGUGAUUGUGGUUAUAGUGAAACUCUGGUCGGAUCCCGAAUCUAUGGUGGAUCGGCCGUUAGCUCAUACGAAUACCCUUGGAUGGCCCAUCUAAGAUUCUUUGAGAAAGUAGGAGGAGAUCGCUUUGGUCUUUGUGGUGGUUUUCUAGUUGACUCGAAACAUGUAGUGACCGCCGCUCAUUGUAUUCACGACGGCAAUCAGAAACUACGAUCUAUUGAAGCGACAGAGGUUUAUCUUGGUGUACGUGAUUUGACCCAAUUAAAUAAAGCCCAUAAAGUGGCAAAGUUUUUUUAUCCAACAACAUAUAAGAGACGUAAUUUACUUAAUGAUAUCGCAGUACUAGAAUUAACUGAUCACAUUAAUUUCACUCGAACCGUUAGUCCAAUUUGUUUACCCAAAAGCGACGAUGAACCAUAUCACUUAUUAAAAGUAGCAGGAUUUGGUCGGCUUGGUGCAAAUUCAAAUCCAUCCAAGGUUUUGAUGCACGUUCAAGUUGAACAUAUUAAAGAUGGAAAAUGUAAUCAAAUGAUUAAAGAUUAUUUCAUGAGGACCAAUCCACAAAUCGCUCAAUCGCCCAAAGAUUAUGAUGUACCCAAAGUCCAUGAAACUCAUAUGUGCUGUGUAGAUACCAAAACGGGCGGUGAUGCUUGUAGGGGAGAUUCGGGUGGCGCUUUAAUGUACAAAAGUGGUGGACGCUAUUUCGCCGUGGGUUUGGUUUCCGGUGCUUUCGAUGAGUGUGACGAUCCAAGGACUCCAGGUUUCUAUACAGUAGUACGUAAAUUCCGAACGUUAAUUAGUAAGGUAGCAACUAAAGCACAAUUCUGUGAAUAUUAGGUUAGUCAAUUUAGGUUUUAGAAAUUUUUUUAUCUGUAGUUAGUAUAAAUAUUUUUAAAUUAUUAAUUGUAUUUAAAUUAUUUAUUUGUAACUUAUUUUCCAACUGUAAACAAAUGAAACCCUUGUGAUAUUAUUGUUAGUGAGUUUUAAAAAGCAGAAA
Panonychus citri (citrus red mite) is the source of this 1321-nucleotide messenger RNA. Its product is annotated as trypsin-1-like. The record is from RefSeq and is a predicted model, not a curated record. Gene Ontology annotation, biological process: proteolysis. Lineage: Eukaryota; Metazoa; Arthropoda; Arachnida; Trombidiformes; Tetranychidae. Gene Ontology annotation, molecular function: serine-type endopeptidase activity. The coding region runs from base 268 to 1161 and encodes 297 amino acids. The transcript is spliced from 5 exons.